Molecule: messenger RNA, 2944 nt
Organism: Phycodurus eques (leafy seadragon)
Lineage: Eukaryota; Metazoa; Chordata; Actinopteri; Syngnathiformes; Syngnathidae
Product: voltage-dependent calcium channel gamma-2 subunit-like
Exons: 5
Coding region: 548-1594 (348 amino acids)
Biological process (GO): neurotransmitter receptor transport, postsynaptic endosome to lysosome; positive regulation of synaptic transmission, glutamatergic; calcium ion transmembrane transport
Cellular component (GO): voltage-gated calcium channel complex; AMPA glutamate receptor complex; postsynaptic density membrane
Molecular function (GO): channel regulator activity; voltage-gated calcium channel activity
Source: RefSeq, a predicted model, not a curated record
CUCUUCUUCUUCGAGCGAGAAAGCCGCGGAUUGACGUGUCGCUUGAGAGAUAAAAAGAAAAUCAUCAUCAAGCCGGCAAGAAAAGAAUCCGGACGAUUUUCACCGGGACGCGCCGUCGUGCAGUGACCAACUAAGCGCCUGGAUGCGGCAAGGCUCACGCGUGGUCCCGCUAAGCCUCCACCACCGCCUCCUACUCCUCGUCCGCCUCCGCCGCCGCCUCCGCGCUCCGUCGGCCGGCUACAUGCGCGCCGAUGCCCGGCCUGCUCCCCUCCAGGAGCCCGCAUGGAAACCGGGGACCAGAAUUUCAGGAGGAAGAGCAAGCAACUAAGCAGGCUGUGCUUUGAUCUCCAUCUUCUUCAGCUGCUCCUUUUCUUGGAUGGAUUAUUUUGACCUGUGGUGAGGGGCGUCCACGGUGGGCUUCUUUUCAAAAUGGCAGUUUUGCACACAUAGAGUUCUAUAGCAUAUGUGAUUCUCGCUUGGUUUGUUUUUUUCCAUUUUUGAGGGGUGUCAAAAGUGACAACCGAGUGAGAGGAGAGGUUGCAACCUGAUGUUUAGGUGGCCCGUUUUCCAGAACCGAUGGCGGUCCAUGUGCAAGCUGAGGAAAGGGGGCCCCCCCUUCGUGGAAUGCGGCAACAUGGGCGUGUUUGACCGCGGGGUUCAGAUGCUGCUGACCACGGUGGGGGCCUUCGCCGCCUUCAGCCUCAUGACCAUCGCCGUGGGCACGGACUACUGGCUGUACUCGCGCGGCGUCUGCAAGAUCAAGAGCAACAACGAGAACGAGACCAGCAAGAAGAACGAGGAGGUGAUGACACACUCGGGCCUCUGGAGGACCUGCUGCCUGGAAGGUUCCUUCAAAGGCAUGUGCAAACAGAUAGAUCACUUCCCGGAGGAUGCCGACUAUGAGGCUGACGCUUCAGAGUACUUCCUACGUGCAGUGAGAGCCUCCAGCAUCUUCCCUAUCAUGAGUGUGAUCCUACUAUUCAUGGGGGGGCUCUGCAUCGCCGCCAGCGAGUUCUACAAGUCGCGCCACAACAUCAUCCUCAGCGCUGGCAUACUCUUUGUCUCUGCAGGCUUGAGUAACAUCAUCGGCAUCAUCGUAUACAUAUCAGCCAAUGCCGGCGAUCCUUCCAAAAGCGACUCCAAGAAAAACAGCUACUCCUACGGCUGGUCCUUCUACUUCGGCGCUCUCUCCUUUAUCAUGGCCGAGAUGGUGGGCGUGCUGGCCGUGCACAUGUUCAUCGACCGCCACCGGGAGUUGCGCGUGGGUGUGCGGGCUGCCGACUACCUCCAGGGCGCCGCCAUAACGCGCAUCCCCAGCUACCGCUAUCGCUACCGCCGCCGCUCACGCUCCUCGUCCCGCUCCACCGACCCGUCACACUCACGCGAAGCCUCACCGGUGGGCCUCAAGGCCUUCGGGACGCUGCCCUCCACCGAGCUGUCCAUGUACACGCUGCCCAAGGGCCAGACAGGCACGCCCACGGCCACCUAUAAUUCCACGGAGAGGGACCACAACUUCCUGCAGGUCCACAACUGCAUCCAGAAGGACCUAAAAGACUCCAGCAACCCAGCCAACCGACGUACCACACCCGUAUGAAACUGACAGACACUUCCAAAGGGAGACUUUGGGGAGGGCGGCGGUGGGGUGAAAAUGUCAAGGUUUAAGAAAGGGUCUGGCACUUUGGUUUAUGUUUGACGGAAGUGGAACAAAAUGCAUAAAAGCAAAGGAAACAUGCAUGAUUUUUCCCAUCUACCAUUGUUUAACAAUUUGAUGUUUGUAAAGAUUUGAAGGGGUGGGGGGUGAAAAGAGGGAUCUGGGGGUGGUCUGUCCAAUUUAAAAGGCCAAAUUUAUAUUUUUUACCCUUCCUCGGUCAGGUGAAAAAUAGGUUUUGCCCCCGAUCUUCCCAGACAACCACCAUUUUGUCUCUUUAGUUUCUAUAUGUUCUGGAUUUUCUUCUUGAUUUGCAUAAAUACUGUGAACCACUGCGGUGUGCAAUUUUAGCAGGGAGCACUUCAGAGGCUGCAAAAAAAAGCAACAACAAAAAAAUAGCAGACAUGUACUGAUAAUAUAUAUUAAACAUACGAGUAUACCUGUUAACACGCCAGGACCAGAAUUUCCUGGCGCAGCGAGAAAAAAAAUAAAGUAGCGACGCUACAAGAGAUGCUAACAGGAACAAACCCAGGAUGGGAUGUUUGUCGGGGUAAAAGGCUCCGGGUCAGUUAGUUAUCCCACAUUUUUCUAACAGCAAAAAUGUCAAAAACACACACAAAAAAAUAAAAUACAAAAAAAAAAAAAAAACAUUUGACAACCUUUUGGCCUUCUGCCAAAAGACUGGCUGCCAUCUUUGUUCAGGGUCAAUGAACUGUUGGGGCAUGGUGGUGGGAUGAACCUCUGAGUCAAUGAAUGAAGAAAACUGUGGACAAUACAACAGACAACAUGGAACCCCUGAAAACAAUUAAAAAGCAAAACAAAAAAGAUUAAUUUACAUGCAUGCGAAUCCAAAUCAUCCAAUCUGCUUUUAAGGAACCUUUUUUUUUUUUUAACAAUGAUGCCAUGUAAAGGGCAGCAGGCGUGACAAAGUAGAACUUAAUGUUACAGUACUGUCUUUUUUUUUUUCUAUUUCUUGAUUAGUUUUUGUUUUCUUGGGAGUGUACCAUUUUUGGGGCUGGGGGCUUCAUGCCGCUUCAGACGAAAAGACCAAGCUUUAAAGAGCUUUUUAUUUCAUUCUUUCAGUUCUUUUGAACUCACACAGCCUUAUUAUUAUUAAUCUUAUUUUGUCUCAUGUUUGGGUUUUCUUUUCUCGCUCUUUGGUUCUUGCGUUGUGUUGUUGUAAAUGAUAAUUUAAAAGAAAACUGAAAAUUAUACAAGCGUAAUGUCUUUCAAGGUGCCAAAACUGAAUGAUUCUGAACUUGGAUGCACCAAGUUCUGAUGAUGAAUAAACCCCCU